Zerene cesonia (dogface butterfly) is the source of this 2126-nucleotide messenger RNA. RefSeq lists its product as uncharacterized. The coding region runs from base 188 to 1834 and encodes 548 amino acids. The record is from RefSeq and is a predicted model, not a curated record. The transcript is spliced from 8 exons. NCBI's taxonomy places the organism in Eukaryota, Metazoa, Arthropoda, Insecta, Lepidoptera, Pieridae.
GUUGCAUUAACCCUCAGUCGUGUUUGAGUUGCGCUUCGAUACGUUUGCUGAAUUUCAACGUGUGUAACGUUCGUUACAGUGGAAUAAAAAAUAUAUUUCCAAUAACUUCACAUCAGUAAUCGUCGAGGUCUUGAGCCAGUCGCCAAUUUUUUUUAAUAAAUUUUAGUGAAUCAAUAAUCUAAACAAGAUGAUGUCAAGCCCAGCUAUGGAAAUGCAAGUUGAAGAGACACCAUACGCUCUGCGUCGCCUUUGGAACCUAACUCGAGCGCGCCUUGCAGGAACGUCUACCGCCCUCGAUGAGGAACCUGCUUUGGUUGAAACUUUACCUCCUGCUCAGGAACCAGAAGUAACACCGAAACCAUUGAUUCCAGUCCCAAGUGACUAUGAGAGCGAUGGAGAGGAGGCGUUCCCUGAGUUGGAAAUACCUGAUCAACAUGAAGUACAAUGCAAGAGUUAUUGGACCGAAAAUGCCUACGAAAAGGAAGCUAUCCUUGACGCCGGUGCACUCGGAGAUAUUCCUGCUGUAUAUCGCGUACCCAAGCCUGCUCCUCACCAGAUGCCAGUUAUCGGAGUUUACAUCGACCCCCGAGUCAGAACUGGCUUCAGAUACAAAAUUAGACCCAUGCAGACUUUGGACGCGCAACCUCUAUCAGUGAAGCCAAGAUACUUAUUUGAUGGGAAGGCCUUAACUCUCCAAUCAAUUGGGCGCGGAUUCGCUCGACGCCUGACAUUUGAACCCCAAGGUUCAACACUCAAUGAAAACACCAAUUUCUUCUGGACUGACUCACGCCCUGAAGGAUUUGUGUUUGAGAUAGAAGCAGUAUCUGUUGGGGACAAAUUCACUAUUUAUGACGCUAACCACGAACCUCAGGGAAUUUUGGAAGUCGUUCAACAGCAGAAAAACCAAUUAGAAGUAGAUCAACAGAUCUUCGAAGAUGGGUCUAUCGAGAAGAAAGUAAAAAUUAAUACACUAUGUAAAGUGGAAUGGUAUGAAAAUGACGGUGCUACAAAAUUAGUGCCGGUCACUGGAAUUGCUAUUUUGAAAAAGAGCCGUGGAAAUGCGGCGGUGACAAGAGUUGUCAAUGUUGCCGUUGGAAUCAAACAGCUCAAGAAGGGAUAUGAACUGAAACCCGGCAUUAAAUCAUCAUCACGCAGAAUUACCGUCAAUGGAUCUGAUAUUAAAGAUAUUCCUUGCCAAUACUCCGUUGUUGGACUUGAGAGAUACGAGCUUCCUGUUAUUGGAACAUACAUCGAUCCCCGCAUUGUCCCUGGAUUCCAUUACCGUGUACGUCCAGCUCACAGCCGUCGUCAUCUAUUCGAAGGACGCAGUUUAUUGUUGCAGUCCAUUGGUUUAGGAUAUGGAAAACGUAUCACCUUCAAGCCUGAUUCGCUCAACGCUCCCGAUAACUACUUCUGGUCUGACUCUCAUCCCGAAGGACUUGGAAUGGAGCCGCGAGCUAUUCAUCCCAACAUGAAAUUCACAAUUACAGGAAACGGGGGCCUUUUGCUGGGUGAAGCAAUCGUGUUCCGUGCUGAUUUGCCUCAAGUAGAAGAAAAGACUGAAUAUGUGGAGGUGCCAGGGCAGCGCGGAAAGGCAGUUGAGAAGUACAUCCAAGUGAAUGUUACAUGCCACGUUAAAUUGGCAACUACCGGUGGUGGCUCCGUCGACUCCGAAGUUCACUUAAUGAAAGUGUCUGGCGUAGCUCUAGUACGCAAGGACCCAGGUCAAAGCGUCGCUAAGCUCGUGAAGGUCUACAACGUCGGCCUGGACUCGCAACUCAACCUGCUCUUCGCACACUCACAGACCGAGCUCACAUUCCACCCCAUGCCUUAAGACCACGACGAGUUUCGAAUGGUAUUGCAAUACUUACGGUGAGACGUACUCAUCUGAUUGUAUUGUAAUACCAAAAAUACCUACCUGGCGCGACAUAGGCUCCGUCAAACUAUUCGAUUUGGUCACGAGUUUGCAACUGAUGGAAGGUCAACAUAAUUGCAUCAUUGACACUGGGAUUUCGGUUGCAACGCUUCAAUGAAUAACAUGAGCUGCUAACAUCUAAAGUCCAUACCUAGCAAUCGCUUGUGUUGUUUAGUCUUCGGAGGCUAACGUUCACCACCUUGACACAAAA